Molecule: messenger RNA, 1293 nt
Organism: Habropoda laboriosa
Lineage: Eukaryota; Metazoa; Arthropoda; Insecta; Hymenoptera; Apidae
Product: neuropeptide Y receptor-like
Exons: 7
Coding region: 1-1293 (430 amino acids)
Biological process (GO): neuropeptide signaling pathway
Cellular component (GO): membrane
Molecular function (GO): neuropeptide Y receptor activity
Source: RefSeq, a predicted model, not a curated record
AUGAAUACGGAUGAUCAAGCAAAUCGCUCGUUCGAGAGCCCGCUGGGUUUCCAAGUAUGGAACCUAACGAGCCCGGAGGAAGAGAUCAAUUGCGACUACUUCGCGGGAGCGCACAGCAUCUUCUCCACGAAUUGGUUCCGUGGCAUCAUAUGCUUCUUAUACAGUGCCGUAUUCGUGGUCGCGUUAACCGGAAACGGGCUGGUCUGUUACGUGGUGCACAGCAGCCCCCGAAUGAAAACCGUCACGAAUUUCUUUAUCGUGAACCUCGCACUCGGUGACAUCCUGAUGGCCCUUUUCUGCGUACCAACCAGCUCUAUCAGUACACUGAUACUGCAGUAUUGGUCGUUCGGACCAGAACUGUGUUCUGCAGUGAUUUACUUUCAGGCGGUAUCGGUAUUGGUGAGCGCGUACACGCUCGUUGCUAUCAGCAUAGAUCGUUACAUUGCCAUAAUGUGGCCCCUGAAGCCAAGGCUGAGCAAACGGCAAGCUCAACUUCUAAUUCUCGCUGUUUGGAUGCUUGCUCUGGUAAUAUCACUCCCAAUUGCUGUGGUUUCAAGGCUAACGCAGCCCUCGUUGCAGUACGAAAGAUGCAAUCAAUAUAUUUGCGAAGAAGUUUGGCCAUCGAUGGAGAACAAAUAUGAUUACUCGAUCGCGUUAUUGGUCCUCCAGUACGUGAUACCAAUAACAGUCCUGAUGUUCACGUACACGAGCAUCGCUGUUGUGGUGUGGGGCAAGAGACCGCCGGGGGAAGCCGAAAAUGUCAGAGACCAGAGGAUGGCACGAUCGAAAAGGAAGAUGGUAAAAAUGAUGGUGACCGUUGUUAUAGUGUUCACUAUAUGUUGGCUUCCAUUCAACAUACUAAACUUACUAAUGGAUAAUAACGAGACCCUAGGAAGUUGGUCCGGACUUCCGUUCGUAUGGAUGGUUCUUCACUGGUUGGCUAUGUCGCACUCCUGUUACAAUCCAGUAAUUUAUUGCUGGAUGAACGCGAAAUUUCGAAACGGUUUCAUAACAGUGUUCGGACGCUUGCCUGGUGCACAUCGAAUUCUCCGUAGAGACAGACAACGUAACAGUAAUAACGCCAGUACAAUGGGCAUCCCCUUGACAGGUCUGAAUGGCUCAAACCACUCUGUCCUCCGACGUAUGAACACAUGCACGACUUAUGUGAGCGUUCGCCGAAAAACAAAUGGGAACCAUUCAGCGCCCGCAAGAAGUGCCAGCUUCCGGAAUGACUCGUUCCGACCAACGGCCCAACAAGUACAACGACAAUUCGUUUAUCUCGAGUAUAUUUAA